ACAAAGGAAAUAAAAAUCAUCUUACAAUUUUCUCCCUCUGUUUUGCCUCUCCUCACAGCGUCCGGUUCCCGACAUCCUCUUUCAUCUGGAAUUUUCCUCAUCUGUGAGUCCACCAGGCUGCUGCUGCUCCGUCCAUCCCUCGCCUCUCGAGCUGCUGCUUCUGCUCUUACUCCUGCUCCUGCUCCGUCCCUCGCCCCCUCCGUCCCUGGUCCGACCCGUCUUGCACAGGGCUCUAGUAGUACCGUAGCCUCUCCUGCUCUCAGCGGUGUCGAAGAGCAUAGACCUGUCCUACUGCACAGAAGGCAGAAAAACCAUUGCUUGCUCCUCAUCUCAGUCUCUUUGGAAGUCCCGUCAAGAACUCUGAUUCCGAUGUCGCAGCAGCAAGAGCAGUCUCCUUCCCUCGACGAUUGCCUGAAGCUGUUGAAGGGCGAGAGAGACGAGCAACGGCUGGCCGGUCUCCUCUUGUUGACUAAGUUCUGCAGAGGCGAUGAUCACGCCUCAAUUCGUCGGGCCUACGAUGCGGUUGGUUCCCAGUUUCUUGACCGUCUCUUGAGGACUGGGAUGAGAAAAGGACCUAAUGGUGGGAGUGACAAUGACAACCGCGAUGCAUAUUUGCAGUUAUCGGUGACAGUUCUUGCCACACUUUGUCGUGUUCCAGAGAUUGCUUCUUCAAAAGAGAUGGUGUCUAAAAUCCCAGUUGUAUUGGAGGUCAUGUCUAAAGAAUCAGUUUCACCUGUUCUUGAAGAGUGUUAUGAGUUUUUGUACUUAACAUCAUCCACAAAUGAAGAUGGAGUUACUACGUUGUUCGAAUCCGAUGGCAUCAGGAUAUUAGCUUCCCCAAUUUCUACUUUUACUGAUGGUUCUCAUUUGAUGGAGCUAUCUAUGAAACUUGUACAAUUGAUGCUAAGCAAGGUGUCGCUUGGCAUCAUUACAGAUGCCUGCCUUGUAGAGAUGUCAACCAUUGUGGCUGCUAUAAUAAGGCAAUUUGCCAUGUUGCACAAUGCCUUGAAAUUUGAUGCGCUUCACCUGCUUUCUGCCAUCUUCUCUUCAGACUAUUCGGGACCACUUAAGGAGGAACUUGGUCGAAAGACGAAUAAUCAUUGGCCAGAUUAUCUGCUCAUCGGUGUUGUAGCAAUCCUACAAAACAGGGUAGCUCCUGCCGAAAAGCUCCAUUCCCUUGUUUUAGCCGAGACGGCUAUCUCAAUAAUGGGUGAGAGAUGGCUGAUUAAUCCAGUUAAAUUGCCUAAUAUGCAGGAGCAAGUUCCUCCAGACAGGUGUCUCCUGCUAGUGUUGGAGUCUUCCCGUGUUGAAGUUGCUGUUCUGUUGAAUGAUAUUGCAUACCUAAAAUACGAAGCUUCAAAGAAUACUUCAUCCACUAUGGAAAGUAUUCUUUCAAAGCGGAGACAUCUGGGUAUUGCUUUUUCCUUGGUUGAGAAGAUAAUUAGACUAAUCUCAACCAUUGGGGAAGAAGAAGGUAGUCUUGUUGAUGAUAAUACUUUUGUGAAGGUCAUCAACGGGCUCAAUGAGACAAUUGCUGUGGUUCUUGAGUAUUUACAAGAUGCCAAGGAUCAUGGUCAAAAGAAGGGAGAUGAUCUGCUAGCAUCUGUACGGGUUGUUGGGAGUUAUCUUGCAGAGACACCUAUGGCAUGUAAAGAGAAGGUGAGAGAGCUCCUAGCUUAUAUGCUCUCUGUGGAAGGAGAAGAUGAACCUAGCAGUCCCUUUUCCUCUGUCUGCUUUCUCAUGCCUCUGCUCUGUCAAAUCACAAUGGACUUUGAAGGAUGUAAAAGUUUAGUUUCAUCGGGAGGGCAUAGAGCUAUUGUGCAGUGCCUUGUAAAACUGGUUGGUCAGAAUGCUCUGACAGACAGUAGUGGCGGCAUCUUCUUGGCUUGUGAUACUGUCCUCAACCUUCUGAUAAAGAGAGAGGAGCUGCAACUUUCAAUGGAUGCAUCACUCUAUAUUGACCUUCUGAAAGCAUUGACAUAUUGGGCUGAGAAUGCUUGCGACCUAUCUGUCACUAUGAUGGCUUCAAGCGUAUGUUCAUUGAUACUCGACUAUACAUCAGAAGAAGCUCUUCUAAAGUCCGAGCUUGACAGAGCCACAUGCAACCGGCUUUAUUGCCUCGUUGCGAGAAGCCUUACUUCGGUCCGACAGGCAUUAUUAUCGCAGGAUGUGUCUGAUGAUGCCCAGUCUGAGAUGGACCUUUACGAGAUCAUUUCAUCUGGAUAUUCUCGGUGGGCUCCAAGAUUCCCCAGCAUAAAGAGCAUGGUCGAGAGAAGUUGAGUGCUUCUGGCAGUUUGUCUGUUGUAAUUAUACGCCUACCCUAACUUCUGCAAUCUCGUAAUGUUAGGAAUUGGUAAAUGGAUCAGAUCAGAUGUAUUCACGGUAUGGAUAAAUCCAUGCUAAUGGAGAUAUUUGUGAAGCAGUUUCCCUUUUUUCCUUUGCUACUGAAUGGGAGUGAGGGGAUAACUUUCUCUAAACGUAUCAGUAGGAGCGCGGGGUUUACUUACCGCAGCACACGAUGUCAUCUCAUGAAAUCUAGGCAUCAUAUUCUCAUGAAGUUACGCGGGGUAUCCUAUUUUAUUUUUUGGUUACGCGGGGUAUCCUACUU
Molecule: messenger RNA, 2608 nt
Organism: Punica granatum (pomegranate)
Lineage: Eukaryota; Viridiplantae; Streptophyta; Magnoliopsida; Myrtales; Lythraceae
Source: RefSeq, a predicted model, not a curated record